AUGGUCGUCAAUCGCGGACAGCGUGGGGACGACAUCCUUGAAGCUGCGAUUGUUCAGUUGGGGAACGUCGUCAACGAUGGUGAAAUCGAGUGGGACAUCCGGGUACAAGCCAAGUGCUGCCUCAUCAAGGCAUAUCUGUCUCGUUUCGCUUGUCAUGGAUGGGUCGAGGAUCUGGAUUUAUGUUGGGAUAUUUUGAGAGACACCGACAAGGCAGAGCUUUCUUUCUUGCACCAGCACUGGAUCAACGGAGGAUGCGAAAUCCUCUCUGAGGAAAUUCAAAGUGCCUCAGCUUUGAUCGUGGAAUAUCGACAGUCCGUCAAUGUUAUGGACUAUACGUGA
Coprinopsis cinerea okayama7#130 is the source of this 339-nucleotide messenger RNA. RefSeq lists its product as hypothetical. Lineage: Eukaryota; Fungi; Basidiomycota; Agaricomycetes; Agaricales; Psathyrellaceae. The transcript is spliced from 2 exons. The record is from RefSeq and is a predicted model, not a curated record. Bases 1 to 339 code for a protein of 112 amino acids.